Messenger RNA from Emiliania huxleyi CCMP1516, 870 nucleotides. RefSeq lists its product as hypothetical. Gene Ontology annotation, molecular function: glutathione transferase activity. NCBI's taxonomy places the organism in Eukaryota, Haptophyta, Isochrysidales, Noelaerhabdaceae. Bases 11 to 721 code for a protein of 236 amino acids. The transcript has a single exon. The record is from RefSeq and is a predicted model, not a curated record. Gene Ontology annotation, biological process: glutathione metabolic process.
CUCGUCUGACAUGUCGAUGUCGCUCCUCUUGCUGGCUCUCGCGUCCUCCUCGCUCACCCUAAAGUACUUCGACGCACGCGGCGCCGCCGAGGUUACUCGAGUGCUGCUUGCUGUCGGCGGGCUCGAGUUCAAGGACCACCGCUACGCCAUCGGGCCGGGGUUCGAGGCGCCCGAGUUCAAGGCGGAGAAGGAGGGCGGAGCGCUGGCUCUCAAUCUCAACCGAGCUCCGCUGCUCAUCACCGACCAAGGCGCCAUUGGCCAGAGCAAGGCGAUCGAGCGAUACGUCGCCGACGUCGCAGGCUUGUUGGGCAAAUCGGCCAUCGAGCGGGCCCAGAUCGACAUGGUGGCAGAGCACAUCAGGGACGUCCGCGACGCGCAACGGGCCAAGGGCUUUUCGCGUAUGACGCGCGGCAAGACGGACGACGAGAAGGCGGCCGCAUCUGACGAGUGGUACGGGACGGACCUGCCAGGGUGGCUCGGCCGCAUCGAAGCCUGCGUCGUGGAGCUAUCCGGAGCCGGCGCGUCGCACGCGAUCGGUGGCAGUCUCUCUUACGCGGACGUCUGCAUCUGGAGCCUGCUGCGCGAGGGGACCGCCGAGGACGCUGCUCUCGUGGCAACAGCCGCCGCAGAAUGCCCGACGCUCAACUGCAUCGCUGAUUCGGUCGCCGCGCACCCUGCGGUCAAGGGGUGGGUUGCGAGCCGGCCGGAGACCGCCUUUUGAGAGAGAGGAGAGAGCCCUUUCUCUGAGAAUUCGCAUGCACGUGACGUCUCAACUCAAAAACCGCGUCGGCCACGGUGCGCGACGGCCGACGGCCAACGCGCGCAACUCCCGCGCGCGAGGUCCAGCGAGACUCUCUCCAGUCCAGGCUU